AACGUUUUUAUUAAAAURUACUGACGAGGGYGUUUUCCUAAACCRAAAUGCAUUGUUGGUUGCUCUAUCGCAGUUAAUGGGGAGUUGUGCCUUCAGAGUAACUAUACAACCUCCUUACAAUCAAUCACUUCAUCCAUUGAAAGCAAGGAUGGYAAAUCGGUUAAAAUGAUUGUCUAUCACUUUGUUUCCGGUUUGAUUUCCGGACUCCUUCUCGUCGUCGUCCGUUUUGUUUUCAAGAUGARACGAUGAUUUUCUUCCUUCAGUCAUAAACUAGAAGACAGCGUGGGUAGCAGGGACUGUAGGAAUGGCCAGACAAGUUUCUUGUCACUGGUUCAGAAAAGACUUACGUUUGCACGACAACCCUGCUCUUUGCGAGUCCCUUGCAAAUUCCGACGAGUUCUAUGCCAUCUACGUCCUGUCCCCUUUCUUCAACAAGUCGAUUGUGUCGCAGAGGAAAAAGAACUUUCUUCUUCAGAGUCUCAAGGUGCUGGAAGAAAACCUCCAAAAGUUGGGAUCUAAGUUGAUUGUUGUCCAAGGAAAUCUGUUGCAGGUUUUCCCGUUCAUUCUGAAACACUUUGGUAUCACCAAGUUGACAUUUGAAACGGCGUGCGAUAGAUAUGGAAGACAAAACGAGAAAGUGGUCGAGCAUCUUGCACGUGAAUUAGGAAUCCAGGUGUCUUCGUUUGCCUCUCAUACCCUGUUUGAGGUUGAUGAAGUAGUUCAAGUAUGUGGAGACAGCAUCCCAGUGCUGUUUGAAGAAUACCUUGACGUUGUGGCACAACUUCAAACCCCUAGCAAGCCAUACCCCAAAGUUUGUAAAACCCCAGCAUACAACAUCGAAAAACUGCUCGAUGAGACUUUGGUUGCCCAGAUGUAUCAUCUCAAUGAUGUACAGAUGUCUGGUGAGCUAGUUGGAGGGGAAGACAAUGGACUGAUGAAACUUGAAGAAUAUCUAGAACAGCAAUUGAAAACCCAUCUUGGAAAGUGCGAUAAGAUCACCGAGGCAUUCAUUUCUAGAAAAGGUUGCAUCGAGCCCUAUAUAAGUUUUGGUUGCCUAUCCCCAAGGACAGUGUACCAUUCUAUCAAGGAACACUAUGAAUUGUCGAUGAAUGCACUCAACGAUUUGAGUCCUAAAGCUAUGUUUUCAAUCUUGUAUUGGAGAGAGUUUUUCUUCAUGCUAGCGAGCCAGAAUGACAACUUCUUCAAAAAUUCAAACAACAUGUGUUUGGAUAUCAAAUGGAAGGAGGACACAAAGAAAUUAAACCAAUGGAAACAGGGAAACACUGGAUUUCCGCUUAUUGAUGCGAUCAUGCGUCAGCUAAGACAAGAAGGGUGGAUCAACAGCACAGCACAAGAUAUCGUUUGUCGUUUUCUUACAACCAAAGGACUGUGGAUCAGUUGGGACAAAGGAUUCAAAACAUUUGAUGCGUUACUUUUGAAUUCGCAAUGGAGUCUCGUAGCAGGAAGUUGCAUGUUGUCUUCCCAAAGCUCCUUCUUCAAGAAGACGAUUCCGUUGGGGUUUUGUCCGGUUAAAGAAGCAAAGAGAUUGGAUCCAAAUGCGGAAUAUAUCAAGAAAUACGUCCCAGAAGUACGUGGACUUCCCCUUAAGUAUAUUUUCGAGCCAUGGAAGACACCAGAAAGCAUUCAACKCUCAUCAGGAUGCGUGCUUGGAAUCCACUACAAAAAGCCAAUUAUCAAUCUCGAGGAAGAGAUCACAACACUCCAAGAAAAUCUUCAAGAUAUAAGCAGAGCAAUUCAAAUUSAGAGAGACAAAAAUAAAGYGAAUAGCAUCCAUUGGUUCCGCAAGGAUCUCAGAUUGCACGACAACCCGUCCUUACUCACAGACGACGUGAAGAGCGCCGGCGGUGGUCACAUUCCACUUGAGCUUCAAGAGUUUCUUCAAUGCGUCCAUACCUUAGGCCGUCCCACGCCUCCCAAACAUCCUGUGGACAGGUCCACUUUAAUGAGAUGUGCGCCCCCUAAGGACUUCUCUUCUUCCCAAUUUGAUUUACCCAAAUUGUUGGAGUUCGGUGUGAAAGAUCGAAAGGCAGCCACCGCUCGGAGAUUCUGGAAGGGAGGGGAAAUUGAGGGUUUGAGAAGAUUGGACAUUUCUUUGAAGAGAGUUGUAGAGAGAAACUUCAAGAAAGACAAUAUUACUAUUGAAGAUAUGCUCCCUUCAGAGACCCACCUAAGCCCUUACUUAAGAUACGGAUGUUUAUCUGCACGGAUGCUUUACCAUCGUCUUGCAGCCUCUUAUGUUUCGGUAAAGCAAGAAGAUCCUCCAAACUCGUUGUUUCUGAACUUGCUGAAACGCGAACACUUUCUKCAAAUUGCAAGCGAAAACGCCGGCAUCCAUAGAAUGACUGGCAAUGAAUUGAGUCUACAGCUUCCUUGGGAAGAUCACAACUAUUCUUUAUUCAGAUGGAAGCAGGGAACCACAGGAUUUCCGUGGAUUGAUGCAAUAAUGCGUCAACUUCGACAAGAAGGAUGGAUCCAUAACUUUGCGCGCGAGGCAGUGGGCUGCUUCCUGACUCGUGGCUGCCUGUGGAUAAGCUGGGAGGAAGGAUUCAAAGCUUUUGACGAGAUGCAGCUGGACGCCGAGUGGGGUAUGAACGCCAACUGUUGGAUGUGGCUGUCCUGCAGUAGUUAUGUGCAGGGUUCUGUCCCUUGGUAUUGCCCAGUUGAAGUUGCAAAGAAGUUUGAUCCUGAUGCGCAAUAUAUACGGAGAUACGUUCCAGAGGUACGUCGUCUUCCUAAAAAAUACAUCUAUGAGCCUUGGAAGGCUCCACAAAGGGUACAAGAAGCAGCUCGAUGCGUCGUGGGAUUUGAUUAUCCAGAACCCAUGUGUGAUCAUAUAAAACAAAGAGAAAUAUGUGUCCAAAAACUAAGUGAGCAUAGCAAACGACUGACCACACCAAUAGUAACUGGUGAGAUAGUACAUCCACUGAACAACGACGUCUUAAAACAUUGCGAUGGGGAUUAUCAUGCGACUGAGAGGGAGUGAGAAGGUUAAGGAGUUUUUUAACUAAACAGACAUUAAAAUAAAUAGGGAUUAUCGAUAUACAGAAAAUAUAUUUCGAAGCACGAAGGCGCUGGACGUUAAACUUGAUGUAAUGAUUUAAUGUAAGGUUUUGUUUCAAUGUUUAAAGUGACUUUCAGUGGGAUCAGUAUGUUAAAAACGCAUUGCUAGUCGACUUAUAUACAGUCACUUUCGACCAUGUUUGAUGUCAAUACAACUAUCUUAGUAAAAAUCACUUGCUAAACAAUGACCAUAAAAUAUCAAAGCCACAUAAAAGAACUGAUCAUAAAUAACUAGUGUGUCAUCAAAGUGUAAUGCCUAUAAAAUAUGAUAGAAAAUAAAUAUUAAUUAGAGGAUCGUAA
Messenger RNA from Exaiptasia diaphana, 3381 nucleotides. RefSeq lists its product as uncharacterized. Gene Ontology annotation, molecular function: FAD binding; DNA binding. NCBI's taxonomy places the organism in Eukaryota, Metazoa, Cnidaria, Anthozoa, Actiniaria, Aiptasiidae. The record is from RefSeq and is a predicted model, not a curated record. Gene Ontology annotation, cellular component: nucleus; cytoplasm. Gene Ontology annotation, biological process: entrainment of circadian clock by photoperiod; negative regulation of DNA-templated transcription; circadian regulation of gene expression.